Parnassius apollo (apollo) is the source of this 564-nucleotide messenger RNA. The record is from the annotation of a GenBank genome assembly. Lineage: Eukaryota; Metazoa; Arthropoda; Insecta; Lepidoptera; Papilionidae.
AUGAACAAUAGCGAACUUCUUGAUGAAGAGAGGUGCGAUCAUGAUAAUCGAAUACAAGAUUCCCCAUCUCUGCUUGACGAUUCAAAAGCAACCUUACAAAUCUCUCAACCCAACUUAAAUGAUCACCACGAUGCCAUAUUAUCUUCUGAAAUGCCUCCUGUUGCAUCACGCAACGCAACACUUUCGCCUGCCAUUCCACAGCUCGACCUAGAUUUCGAAAACCUAGAUUCCACAAUUAACGAUAUCUCUCAUAUUGAUUUGCAUAAUGUAACACCACCAGCUGUAAAUGAAACCGAGUCCAAUGUCAAUUAUUACAAUCCUAUUCCCUCAACAUCUGGAAUAUCUUCAGUCAAAACCCAUAUUGAAAAUAUUGAAAAAGUUACUGUGAAGGAUCUUCUUCCUUUGCCAAAAAAAUCCGAACAGAAAAAUAUAAAAGCGAUGCGGAAACAACAUGCUACGGUAAUAACAGGAACUCCGAAUAAAAUAGUUUUAUUUGAGAAAGAGCAAAAAAAGUUAGCAAAAUUAGCAAAAGCUCAGAUAAAAGUUGAAAAAAAAGAAAAAUAA